Molecule: messenger RNA, 3365 nt
Organism: Armigeres subalbatus
Lineage: Eukaryota; Metazoa; Arthropoda; Insecta; Diptera; Culicidae
Product: protein abrupt
Exons: 5
Coding region: 711-2984 (757 amino acids)
Biological process (GO): regulation of transcription by RNA polymerase II
Cellular component (GO): nucleus
Molecular function (GO): protein binding
Source: RefSeq, a predicted model, not a curated record
CGGUCAGUCAAUCGUCGGAGACGAAGCUCGAUCACAAGCCGCGUCCGUUGACGGCGCUUAGCAGUACAGACACCCUCAAGAGCAACACAUGAUGCAGAUCGCGGUGCCGUCCGUUGAUCGUAGCAUCUUGGAAGAACAACGACAGUGAGCAAAAAGCGUAAACAUCGUUACCGUCGCCGUCAUCGUCGUCAUCGUGCGCGAGUGUCCACGCUCUGUCCCUUUUGGCGUGUCGAACGUGUGGAAAACAUUCUCGCGAAGAGAUCGCGGUUUUUCAAAAGCCGCCACCGAUCGUGCAGCGCGCAGAUCUUCUUUUUCCGCCAUACGAUCACACAUGCUCUCGGCGGCAGAAGAGGAGCACGCGUGACAUUAGAGAGUAGCUCCGAAACCGCUAGUAGUGUUAGUAGUGGUAGUUCUCCAGGCCACCAGAGACUAAAAAUAGUACAAUACGGCCUGGAUUUUUGGGAGAUGUCAAAGUAGCUCAGCGCGGCACGGCGUUCGGUGCCCAGCUUGGUCCCAGCCUGCAUUGGCACUUUUUUCGGCUGAUCUAUUUAUUGCAGAACGUGGUGAUCGUCGCGACGGACCGUCAACUGUUGUUACGACGUAGCUCAUCGGAAAAGUAAUUGUUCAAUUUGGAGGCAUCCGGAAGGGUUCUUCGAGUCCUUCAACCUCAAGCAGAUUGACCUGAAAUCGAUCGCAGUGAUUGAAACAGCAUGGACACGCAAUCACAUGGUGGUGGAACGGUGAACGGAGGCGGCGGCAGCAGUCCUCAGCAGUUUUGCCUACGAUGGCAUAAUCAUCAGGCAAGUCUACUCAGCUCCUUACCACUGCUUCUGGACCAGUCCCACUUGACCGAUGUGACGCUAAUAGCAGAAGGACGCAAUAUUAAGGCACAUCGCGUGGUCCUCAGCGCUUGCAGCACAUUCUUCUCGGAGCUGUUUCGAACGCUGGAUGGGCCAUUGUAUCCGGUGGUUGUUCUACCAGGCGCCUCUUUCCACGCGGUUGUGGCACUACUCACUUUCAUGUACUCCGGUGAGGUUAAUGUAUAUGAGGAACAAAUCUCUACCCUGCUCUCGCUGGCCGAGACAUUGGGUAUCAAAGGAUUAGCGGACUUCAGUGGAAAUUCGCAAAAAUCCAGCACUCCAACGACUGAAGCUUCUUCUCGGGAAUCGGAAAUCCCAUCGCCUUACCAAGCUAUCAAAAUGGAAUCCCCAGGAGAUUCCUACUUUCCACGACCCUUCAAUUUCCAUUCGCCACUUUUCCCGCAAGCACUCAACCUGGCGACACACAACAACAAUAAUAGCAGUAGCAAUAACAAUAAUAACAUCACCUCAAGUAAAUCGGCGGACCCGUUUUCACGAUUUCUUCCGCAGAAGUGUGAUAUGAUGCCAAGCGAAGCGCUUUGGAAGAUGAAUGAGGAAGGUGAAACUAUAAAUAGAGACAACAAAAGUGGCAGCAAUAAUGGUCCCAGCACCAAUAACAGCAACAACUUAGAGGAUCGACAAUCUGUCAAUGCUAAUAAUAAGAACAACAUUACCAGUCAGAGUACCAGUCAGUCCCAGGGAGAGAAGCCGAAUGUGACAAAAAACGACACAGAAUCGGCUGCCACCGGUGGAGAUCCUAAAUUUAAUCUCGAUGGUACUCAGCUUCCCCACGCGCAGCAUGAUUCCACACCAUCUACGCCUUCCAGCAUCCCAGACGAACAGCGUUCCCUGAACACUUGUUCUGUCAAGAGAUCCACCAGUCAGGAGAGCAAGCGAAAGAAAAUCGACAAAAUUGCUGAGAAUCUCCGCACGCAAACGUCUGCUACGGCAGCCGCUGCCGCCGCCGCUGCAGCCGCCGCAGCCUCAUUCAACAAGCAUUUGCUGCAAUCCUUGAAAUUCCCACCGAGCUCGCAGUCACUCUCGCAGUUACAUUUCUUCAGCAAACCCCCCACCGCAACGCCAGUGAGCAAUCAGCAGCCAUCCUUUCUGGCGCACCAUUUCCUAACGAACGAGUCUGCAUCGAAAACACCAGAAAAUCUGAUUCUACCGGAUCCAGCUCACCCCAGCUCGGGGGGCGCGGCAGGGACGCUUCUGAACCACGCAGGUGGAACGAUGUCUCCGAUUGCUUCGUCCGCCUGUUCCGGCACGACGGCUACGACGAUUACCCCUUCCAUGGCGAUGGACAUUGUCGGAGCGUCAUCGCUUAGUGCUGCGAACAGUAUGCUGAAGGCCGCCGCCGCCGCUGGGCAUCACCUGAGCCCAAGCGGAACGCCACCGCAGAAACCACCCACCAAGCUGUACGCCACGUGUUUCAUUUGCAACAAGCAACUCAGCAAUCAGUACAAUCUGCGGGUGCAUCUGGAGACGCAUCAAAAUGUCAGGUACGCUUGUACGGUUUGUUCACAUGUCUCCCGCAGCAAAGAUGCUCUUCGAAAGCACGUAUCCUAUCGUCAUCCUGGAACCCCUAGCCCAUGUGACCCGGAUACCAAACGAAAGCGAUCCAAAGCAAACCUGGGCCAGAUAAUCAAACAGGAAAUGCUCAACGACCAAAACCCCAUGAGCCACAUGAUCAAACAAGAAUUUCUUUCCGAUCAAUCGAGUCAGCUGCACCUUCAGCAACAGCAGCAACAACAUCACACAAACCAGCUUCUGGCAAAUCUGACAUCGCAAGGCAAUUCGAUUGUCUCGAUUCCAACUUUCCUACAGCAGGCCGCCUCCAUGCAGUCUGCCUUUUCCCCAAAAUCCCUUCUUUUCAAUACAGCUUCGAUUCCCAGUGCCCUUGCGUCAUCCCUUGCCACACCUCCAAUACCCGACAUCCUCAAUCAACCUAAGGAUCUUAGCCAUCCAACCCUUCUACCGGAAAGCGCGAACAACGGUUCGCCUUCGCCGUCCAUCCCGGAUUGUGCCACGAAGGCUAAUAAAGGAUCGUCAGUAAGCAUGGACGAAGGUCAACCAUCGAUUGCGGAAGAACCCGUUGUUCCCGUUGUGGGUUCUGCUCCAUGAAUGUUCUACUAGUCAAUGUUUUCGGAACUGUUUUUCAACAGUGUUACGGCGAGGUGUUACGCUGAAUGAGCCAUACUCCGCUGAAGCGUGGUCGCAUGAGAAUUUCUAAAACAGAAUAAUUGUGAAAUGUUUUCGUGCACCCAAAAAAAGUAAAUUUAUUAUUUUUAGGAGAAUUUCCAUAAAAAAUCUUCACUGCUCAAAAUGUCGAGUCUCAUGAAGCGGGAAGUCAUAAAUCAACUGUCGAGUCUCCUGCUCCACGUGUUGUAUAAAUCGCAAAGAUUUUGGAAUAGGCAAAAUACUAUGUGAUUUCUAUAGCACACGUCUAUAGACUAACGCAAAAUGAACUCCCCCAAGAAAUUAUGACGUUUGAGCGGGUCGCAU